Messenger RNA from Adineta steineri, 1002 nucleotides. The record is from the annotation of a GenBank genome assembly. Lineage: Eukaryota; Metazoa; Rotifera; Eurotatoria; Adinetida; Adinetidae.
AUGUCAUCAAUAUCAAUAGAUAUUCCAACAUUAGAAAUCAAUUCAUAUGGACUUAAAAAUCUUGUCAAUUAUAUAUCUCGACACGAGCAGACUCUAAAAGAAUUUGGAGCUAUUAAAAUUAAAUUAAAUUCUGAUUGUUUAUUAGGCAUAAAAAAACAGAAAAUUUCUUCGAAAUUUACAAAUAUUCAAAGAAUCGUGAAAAUAAGUAAUGAUGAACCAAUUUAUUCGAUAAAGAAAAUUGAAGGUAUAAAUGAUUACAUGAAAGAACAUAUACCAAUAUUAAAUGAAGAAACAUUCUGGUCUUCUUUUAUUCAUUCAAAUCAUAAACAUGAACAAUCAGCUGCUUCAAUAUUACUAAAUAAAUCAUUGUUUUUAAAAAAGUCUCCUGAAAAUUCCUUUUCAAUCCAUCAUAUACCAAAACAAUCAUUACUUAAAUUAGUUGAUACUCAAAGAAUUCAACAAUUUGUUCCUUGUUUAACACGAUCACAUGAACCAGGAACUAUAUUUCCAUUAUCAGAUACGCAACAACGUUUAUUUUCAUUAAUAUACCAUCAUGAUGGUGGUUCUCGCUAUUGGUACAUUAUUCCUUCAUGUGAAAGGGAAAUAUUACUAAAACUACUUUAUCAAAAACGUUCUUCAGCAUGUUUUCAACAUGAUCAAUUAUUUAUUAAUCCAUCCAUAUUAGAUAAACAUCAUAUUCGAUAUCAUCGAAUUAUUCAACAUUCAAAUGAAUUUAUUGUUUUGUCAGCUGGAACAAUAUCACAGAGUUUCACUACAGAUGCAUGUUGGACUGAAUCUAUUCCAUUUGCAUUACCUAGUUGGAUUAGAAAUGAUCAUGCUUACAAUCAAAAUUCAACAUGUCAAUGUAAAAUAAAUCAAUUUUCAGAAACAAAAACUAAUAAUAUCAAUUUAUCUCAAUCAGAUCCUGUACAAAAAUCUAUUGGUCAGUAUUUCAAUGUUAAUAAUAAUCAUCAUCAACAUACAUCAAUUUCGACAGGCUAG